Messenger RNA from Penicillium olsonii, 1158 nucleotides. The record is from the annotation of a GenBank genome assembly. NCBI's taxonomy places the organism in Eukaryota, Fungi, Ascomycota, Eurotiomycetes, Eurotiales, Aspergillaceae.
AUGGAGGGACUUUUCACCUUGCUCGCCCUGAGCAUUGUGAUGGCAAUUACGUCUUUUGUCGUCGGCUCAUUACCGCUCGCCUUUACGCUCUCCCCCUCACAGCUCCGAUUGAUUUCCUCCAUUGGCAUGGGUGUCCUGGUGGGCACAUCCUUGAUCGUGAUCAUUCCCGAGGGCAUCGAAACUCUCUACAGCGCCAAUGCCCGCAGUCGCAACCAGAUCCACACCCGCGAAACCAACGUGAACUGGCAGUACCAGGCACCGACCGUGGCCACAUUCACCCCCGAAAAUACAUUCACCCCUGGAAACAGUGCCUUGGACCUGGCGGCCACCCCUGUCCCAAGCCUGCUGGCCGAGAGGGAUGAGUUCCCCGCGUCGCAAACACUCUACGUUCGGAAGGAGGACUCCAGCGACACGGAGGAAUCACACGAGGAAAACUCCCCACAUGCGUGGAUUGGAAUCGCCCUCAUCAGCGGCUUUAUUCUGAUGUACCUUGUCGACAAGCUCCCCGAGUUUGCCUCCCCGACCAAGACCGACCGCACGCCCUACCACAUCUCCCUUGAUAACCUCGGGUCUGGACUACGACGGGGCUCAUCCCCUUCGCGCGAGGGUGGUUUGCUUGACGCCAACAACUCCCGGCGCGGGCACAGCUUUGCGACCACUACCGGCCUCGUGAUCCACGCCGCGGCGGACGGCAUCGCCCUUGGGGCCUCCAGCUCCGAUAGCGGGCUGAGCUUCAUCAUCUUCUUGGCCAUUAUGGUACACAAGGCGCCGGCCUCCUUCGGUCUGACAUCUAUCCUGCUCAAGCAAGGGCUAUCGAGCCGCACUGCCCGGGCGCAUUUGCUGGUCUUCAGUCUCGCGGCCCCUCUGGGUGCUUUGGCUACUUUCCUUUUCGUGCAGAUGAUGGGAUCUUCCAGUGCCGAUGAGGCGGGUACUCUUUGGCGGACUGGAAUGCUUCUGCUUUUCUCAGGUGGCACGUUCUUGUAUGUUGCGAUGCACACGAUGCAGGAGAAUGGGCCCGGAUCCUCGCCGCGCGAGCUGCCCAUCAACGGAUAUGGGGACCGGGACCAGAAUGGUUCGGAUAAGUCGAUGCGGGAUUUGAUCGCGUCUGUUUUGGGGAUGAUUCUGCCUCUGUUCUUGCAACUGGGGCACGCUCACUGA